This is a messenger RNA of Microplitis mediator, 5481 nucleotides long. RefSeq names its product putative ankyrin repeat protein RF_0381. The coding region runs from base 293 to 4393 and encodes 1366 amino acids. Gene Ontology annotation, molecular function: protein binding. The transcript has 3 exons. The record is from RefSeq and is a predicted model, not a curated record. Lineage: Eukaryota; Metazoa; Arthropoda; Insecta; Hymenoptera; Braconidae. Gene Ontology annotation, cellular component: cytoplasm.
AAUGUUCGUACAUGAAUGGUGAGGGUAUAGGAAUCAUAUGUACUUAUAUAUGUACUUAUAUAUAUUUACUGUGAGUUACCAAAUUUUCUGAUCAACUUUGGCAUUAUAUAGGUAUCAUAUUUUUGUGGAUGUGAUAUACCUAUCAUACAUCAUCUAAAACUUGAUGUACAUACAAUUGAACGAUUGUAUGAAUUACUUUGUUAUCAAAAAUUGAUUGUAAGAUAUCAAUGCUGAUUAGUCGACUGAUUAGUAAAAAAUUGUUGAAAUAAAAGACUAAGAGAAUCAUUACAAAAUGGAAAAACGUCAGUAUGUAUCUGGAUAUAAGGCAAUUCGUUAUAAAAUACUACAAGGAACCAUGGACGUUAAUGCAACAUGUAAAGAAGCCUCAGAGGACGAAAUUACAGCGUUACAACUUGCGAUAAAGAAACAAGAUUGGAGAUUAAUUGACUUCCUUCUAGAAAAUAACGUUGCCGUAAAUUAUUAUAGUCCGAAAUGUGCACCGGCACUUUAUUUAGCUAUUAAAUCCGGUUAUGUAGGUUUAGUUAAAAGUUUAGUUUAUAGUCAUGCUAAUAUAAAUAUGAUGUAUGAUAAUAAUACUCCACUACACUUAGCUGUUGAUGAAGAUAAUUAUGCAAUUGCUGAAUUUCUUAUCAAACGAAAAGCUGAAAUAAAUGCUUUUAAUAAAGAAAAUAAGACCCCGUUGCAUAUCGCCAUUGAAAAAAAAAAUAUAAAGUUGGUAAAAUUACUGAUUAAAAACAAAGCUGAUAUUAAUGUAGUUACAAAUAAUGAUGAAACAGCUCUCAUUGUUUCUAUAAAAAACGAAUUUUUUGACUUGUUCAAAAUAUUAUUGAAUGCUGGUGCCAGUGUAAAUCCAGUUAACAACAAUUUGCCACCAUUAGUCUUGGCCGUUGAAAAAAAUAACUACAAAAUUACUGAAUGUCUAAUUAAACGAGGAGCUAAUCUGAAUAUUAUUUACAAAAAUCAAACACCAUUAAUAAUUGCUGUUGAACAAGAAAACAUAGACAUCCUUAAAUUACUCAUUAGAAAUAAAGCAGAUGUUAAUAUUGAAUCGGAAAUCGGGACUACAGCUUUUUCUGCAGCCAUUACAAAAGGCAAUUUUGUAGUAUUUAAAAUAUUAGUUGAUGUCAUAGCUGAUUUGAAUUCACCCAAUUUAUUACCAUUACAUUCGGCUAUUUUACAAAACAAUUAUGCAUUCACGGAAUAUUUGAUCAAUUCUGGAGCUAAUGUCAAUUCUCUUGAUAUCAAACAACAAACACCAUUGCACGUUGCCGUUUCGAAUGAAAAUAUAGAAAUUAUAAAGUUAUUACUUGAUAAUAAUGCUGAUGUUAAUGUCUUUGAUAAUGACAAUCUAUCACCAUUGAGUAUCGCAAUUAUUAAAGAAAACAAGGAAAUCGUAGCAUUAUUAAUUAAUAAGGAUAAAAUUAUUGUGGAAGCCGAUUUUGUAUCACUUCUAAAAAUUGCUUGGUACAUUAGUAAUUUCGAAAUUUUUGAUUUAUUGUUGGACGUUGGUCUUGAAAUAAAUCCGUGCGCUGCCCACAAAAUUGUGCCACCAUUACUCUUAGCUGUUAUCAGAAAUGAUUUUGAAACUUUCGAGUGUUUGAUUGAUGGUGGAGCUAAAAUUGAUGCAAGUAUUUGGGGGAAAACGCCAUUACACAUAGCUGUUGAAAGAGAAAACAAAACAAUGGUAGAGUCACUCGUUAAAAAUAAAGCCGAUGUGAAUAUUGAUUUUGGAAACGGAAAAACAAUUCUGAAUGUGGCUAUAGAAAAAAAUAAUUUUGAGUUGAUGCGUAUACUGGUCGAUGCCGGUGCGGAUGUAAACUAUGGAGCACCAUUAGAUCAAGCAAUUGAUAACAAUAGUUAUGAAAUAGUGAAGUAUCUUGUUGCUAAUGGAGCUAAAGUCAAUACUUGUGGUAAAUGGAAAAUGACACCAUUGCAGCGUGCUGUUAAAAAAGGAAACAAAGAAAUAAUCGAAUUACUACUUAAAUAUAAAGCCGACGUUAAUGCUGGAUCUUCGUUUGAACCUCUAUGUCUAACUCUUGCUAUAGAAAAUGAUAACUACGAUAUAUUCCAAUUACUGUUGAAUGCUCGUGCUGAUAUCCAUUCAUCAUCGAUAGGAAAGCCGCUAAUACAUUUGGCUGUCGAUAAAAAUAACUAUGAAAUUACCAAACAUUUGAUUAAUUGUGGAGCUGACGUUAACGCUGUUUAUGAUAAUAAAACACCUUUAUUCCUUGCCGUUGCGAGAGAGAAUGAAAAAGUAGUGGAAUUACUGAUUAACAAUAAAGCCAAUGUUAAUCAACGUAUCAUAUAUGGCAAUCCAUUGAAUUCAUUCUCAACAGCUUUUUAUAAAGCUGUUGAAAUUAAUAAUUUAAAUAUAGUAAAAAUAUUAGUCAACUCUCCUAGCAUGAAUGUUAAUCUAUCUUCUCAUCCACCGUUACACAAAGCGAUUCGUGAAAACAACUACGAAAUAACUAAAUAUUUAAUAGAACGUGGAGCGAAUAUUAAUACCCCAAAUAAUUAUGGAACACCAUUAAAUAUUGCCAUUAGUGUUGGAAAUAAAGAAAUAGUUCAACUACUGAUUGAAAAUAAAGCAAAUGUUAAAUCCUGUUUGGAUUCACCUCUUGUUGCAGCUAUUGAAAAUGAUAACUUUGAAAUAUUAGAAUUAUUAAUCAAUACUAAUGAGGCUGAAAUAAAUCCAUCUUAUUCUCGCGGCUAUUCACCAUUACAUACAGCGAUUAUUAGAAACAACUACAAUAUGACUGAGUAUUUGAUAAAUAAUGGAGCGCGUGUUAAUGGUAGUGAUAUAUAUUACUACAGUAUUGAAUCACCAUUACAUACUGCUGUUCGGUGUCAGUAUAAAGAAAUAGUGAAAUUACUGAUUAAAAAUGAAGCAAAUGUUAAUUCCAUCUCUCCAUCCAGAAUGACACCACUCAGUCUCGCUAGUGAGAAUAAUGAUUUUGAAAUAUUUGAAAUAUUGUUAGAUGCUGGUGCUCUCAUAAAUCCCUCUUCUGGCUUCCCGCCAUUACAUACAGCAAUUGAUAAAAAUAAUUACAAUAUGGCUGAGUAUUUGAUAAAUAAUGGAGCGUGUGUCAAUACUAGUUAUAAUGAUAAAACACCAUUACAAAUUGCUGUUCGAUCUGAAAAUAAAGAAAUAGUGACAUUACUGAUUAAAAAUAAAGCAGAAGUUAAUUUCAUCUCCGAAUCCGGAAUAACAGCUCUCGGUGUUGCCGUUGAAAAAGAUAAUUUUGAAUUAGUUAGAAUGUUAGUGAACAUAGGUGCUAACAUAAACCUAUCUAGUGAUGAAGGUUACUCGCCAUUACAGCAUGCGAUAAUUAAUGGUAGCUAUCGAAUAGCUAAAUAUCUUAUAAAUUGUGGUGCUAAUAUCAAUGCUAUUUGCCGUUGUAAAGAAUUGAAUAUAAAGUAUACUCGUUACAACCGUAAAUUUACCAAUCGUAUCAGCAAUUCUCACUAUAGUCUAUUACAGUUCGCCGUUGACUGUAAGAAAUUAGCAAUGGUAAGAUUGUUGAUUGAAAAUAAGGUUGAUAUGAGUUUGGUUGAGAAAAAUAAUCCGCUAUUUCUUUUCGAUAUUAUUAAAUACCAAAGUCAUAAAAUAUUGGAGCUCAUAUUGUCUACUCGUGUUAAUGUUGAUUGCCUUGAUACUCGUGACAAUUGUUGCAGUGAGACUCUUCUGCAUGCUGCUGUGAAAUUGAAAUAUAAGAAUAUCGAAAAAGUCAAAUUAUUGCUAAUGAGUGAAAAUUUUAAUAAUAUUAAUGCACUAACAACGAAUGGUAAAUCUGCCUUUCAUUUUGCUGCCAAUGAAGGUCAUACGUCUAUUAUAAACGUUCUUUUAAAUGCCGGAGUUGAUGUUAAUUUAGUCAACGAUGGCAAUCCAGGAUUUUUAAGUUGGAGUUAUCCCGGUUGUAUCAGAGCAAUGAACAUACAACAUGUUGUUAAACUAAAAGCUGCUAAUUUUCAUCUUAAUGAUGAAAAUUUAAAAGCUAUGAGUGAUGGAAAAUUUAAUAAUUUACAUGCUGAGUGUUUAAGUGAAAUCGAAUUAAUGAAAAAAACGGAAAUUGCAAAAACUAAUUUAACGUAUUACGAUGUAAUAACUAAGAGCAAACAUAGAUUAGCUUUAGGUUUAACUAAUACUAAUUAUUUUGUAAAAUUUGACAGCGAAAUGUUAUCAUUACAAUUCCCAUUAUAUGGUGGAAUGAUUAGUUAUCGUCUAGAUGAAGCACAACGCAGACGACAAUUAUUAGAAAAAACUAAUGACAUUCUUUCUCUCAUUUUUUAUGGUACUUUACCAUAUGAUGUUGUUACUCAGGUAAACUAUUAUUUAACUAAUAGGGAUUUAAAAAUUUUAACUUUACGUUGAUGAUAAUGAAGCUUUAUUCAAAAAGUAAAACGUAUUUUUUUAUGCCGAGAGUUGCUCAUUUUUUUUUUAACUUAACGUAAAGAUAAUACAGUUUAAAUAAAAUUUCAUCAAAAUAAAUCACUUAUUGAAUAUCUUGGUGUUGAAAAUCAUUACGUUCAAAAUUGAUUAAACAAACUCACCAAAUAAUUUGAUAUUUCGAUAUUUUGAGACAGCAAACUAAUUACUGUUAUGUCAGAAAUUGACAUAAAUUAAUGUUUUUGUGGGUAUUUGGCCCAAGCCGAAGCCUAUAGACCGGGAACCCCAGAGAUUUUUAUUAAGGAGGAUAGGUUUAUUUUUAAAUUAAUAAAACGAUUUUUUAAUUUUAAUUUUUAACUAUAUGAUCAACUCAAUUACAAUAAUGUUGAGGUUUGGAGAUUAUGCUUCUAAUAACAAUGUUGGAAUUACCUCCUGAUUCAAAUAAAUUUCAAUUAUAAUCCAAAAACAGGUGGCUAGUCAGCCGACUCUGAUUUACAACAAAAAUUACGAAAAUAAAUUAUUAGGUGGCUGGUCAGCCGACUCUAAUUUACAAAAUUCAAAAUUAUAUUUACGAUUUUAAUUUUAAAUUACAUAUGCUCGAAAUUUAAUUUUGUAAUUCUGAUAUAAUUAAUUGAAUAUUUCAAACUUUCAUUUAAUAUUUUAAUUUUAAACUACACGUGUUCAAUUUUAAUUUUGUAAUUUGAAUAUAUGUAAACUGAUCAUUUUAAAUUUACUUAAUAUUUUAAUUAUACCUGGUUUCCCUGUGUGAUACAUGAUGUAGUACUUAUACUAGUUUAACUAACUCGUUUCCUUUUCUUUUUCUUCAUUGUAAAAAAAAACUUGUUCACACUUUGAUGAUUGCAGCCAGCAGAGAGCGAGAGUUUUCUUUUGUUUCUGGGUCCUAAAUUUUCUUAUCGGCUCCUCCAUAUUUUUCAUUUUGGUCGGCGCACGCAUUAUUCUCCCCACUAAGAUUUCCCUUAACAGGUAUUUUGCUGUUCGCGUGGCUUAUUAUAUGUUAUAAAAUUUUAUGAGUAAAAGAAAAUUAUUUUGAAAAUUAUAAAAAUUAAUCAGAC